Molecule: messenger RNA, 1873 nt
Organism: Exaiptasia diaphana
Lineage: Eukaryota; Metazoa; Cnidaria; Anthozoa; Actiniaria; Aiptasiidae
Exons: 5
Coding region: 74-601 (175 amino acids)
Source: RefSeq, a predicted model, not a curated record
UGUAUUCUUAAUCAGGCAUAAAUAUCAGUGCAUUUUAGUGAGUUCAUCACUUUGACUUGGAAGAGCUGCAAACAUGAAGUUGUACCUUAGCCUCUUGGUGCUGGUUGGCCUCGUUGCCUUCUGCAUGUCUGCUCCUGCUGCUGAUAAUCUUGAAGACAAUCCAGCUGAUGAAAACCUCCUCGAAGACGUCGAAGCUCCUGAAACCGAUGAAAUUCAAAAUGACGAGGAUCUAGACAAGAAUGCUGAAGAAAGCGAGGACGAAGCGCAAGAGGACGAGAAUCCUGUCGAAAAUGCUGUAGAGGAAAACAACGUCGAGGACGUGGAGGAUACAGCUGAAAAUGAUCCUAGAAGAAGAUCGAGACGAAGACCUUCGUGGUGCAGAAGACAAAUUCUUGCCUAUAGUAGACUUUGUUUGAGAAGCCCAUGCCGACGUUAUUCUCGUUAUUGCAAACAGCUACGUGUAACCGUAAGAAGAUGUCGGUGUCUUUGUCGUGGAUGUAGAAGAAUCUGCAUCAAGCGUUACCGCAGCUCUAGGCUCUCUUUUAGCCUUCGUCUGCAUAUGCGAAAUAAAUGCCUCGGAAGGUGCUUGAGAGUAUGUUAAAUACUUUAGGGGCUGGUUUACACUUCACAAAGACAACAGUCGCAUGACGCACCUUGAUAAAUAUUUCAGAUUAUUUUAAGAAGCUCGCAUAAUUUGUGUCAUAAUACAGCAGGAUAGAGAAUCACAGGUACUUUGUACUAUCAGUCUUUAGAAUUCAACAACAAAUAGUCGUCCGCUCUUAUUGGUGGAUAGUCGACCACGUGACGCGAUUCUGCACGCUGUGAAUGGCAACUAUCAGUACAUAUAGAGGCCACCGCUUCAGAAAAUAAUGUCGUUGAAUAGUAAAAACGUACAGAAGGGCAACUGAAAUCUCGUGCAUCCCAGUUUUGGCGGGCAGCUAUCACAGAAUAAUGAUUUCGAUUCAACUAAUCUCGUAUUUUUUAAAUAAGAUUAUCAUUAUCAAUACUGACGGAAACAAUCUUGCAAUUUAAUAUUCCAAUUUACUAAAGUUGGCAAAAGUUAUUUUCACAAUUUCCUCAAUUUGGAAUUUUGGUAGUUAUCGAAAAUAGACCAAUAGUUUGCCAACCUCAGUACAAAGGUUUCAUAUAUUGAAGUAUUCUUCACUAUUCGUAGAAAUUAUCUUUUUUUAUGUCUAGCAUAAAUGAAGUGUACCGAAAGUGUAAACCAGCCUUUAGGUCUAGUGAAUCGCAAUGCACUCUAUAUCAACCACAAAAUAAUGGUUUAGAUUACCUGAAUUUAAACCUAACUAAUUUUCCAAAUAUUCUUAUCAAUCCCAGUAAAGUUAGGAACUUUACAGCUCUCUGGCUCAUAGUGCAUUGUGAUUAACAAGGUUUCCUUACAGAACAGGAUCGGAAAACGGUUUUUGAAACAUAUGUAGGACAGCACUAAACAAGUUUAGAAAUAAUUAAUGUACAAUGUAGUUUUACAAGACGUGGUGCUCUUGGCUUUCAUAUAACAUCGUCUAAGUACUAGAAUCAGGAUAUUUUCAAUGCAGACCGACAGCAUUUGUAACUGCUCUGUUUUGUACGGCCUGAUCGUACUCUUACAACUGAGACUUGCUUCAAACGGCGAAAAUGGGAAGGAGGCAUUUGACAAAGAAACGAAAUUCCUUGCAGCUAAAAUAACUUGUGGUCUUGAAAAUAUUUUGAUCGCUAUUUUACUUUGGUUAAUUUGUUAAUAGGCUUGGGUACAUGGUGAUAAAUAUAAUCAGUUAUCAAUAUAGCUAAUAGUUAGGAUUUAACACUCAAAAGGUUGUAAACUUAAUGCAAUCAAUUAUAGUUGUUUUUCACAAAUUAAAGCAUUGGAAAAACG